Molecule: messenger RNA, 591 nt
Organism: Penicillium roqueforti
Lineage: Eukaryota; Fungi; Ascomycota; Eurotiomycetes; Eurotiales; Aspergillaceae
Product: putative GPI anchored protein
Exons: 3
Coding region: 1-591 (196 amino acids)
Source: RefSeq, a predicted model, not a curated record
AUGCUUUUGCAAGCUCUCCUGACAUUUGCAACGCUGGGACUUGCUGCCAACGACUCUGUGGUUUCUUUGUUUAUUCCAAACGCUCACUCCCAAUCCUUGGUGGGUGAAGUUUUGGGCGCGCAUUCAGCAACAACUACCUACAGUAUCAAUUGUCCGAAUGGCACCAAUAGCUCAGAAUGCGGUAUGGGCCCUGGGCUUUUUUUUACCGCAGCUCCAACGAGCGUCGAAUACUUGAUAAGUUCCGCAACCGACCUAUAUAACCACGUUGUCUGCGAUGUGACCGAUCUCCCCACCGGGGCUUAUACUUGUACCGACACUGUUACAGGGACAGCUGGUACGCCCGGCACCAGCACCUCAACCGUCGCUUGGGACCAGAUAACUCUGUUGGCGGUUACCAUAACUUCCACUGCUAGCGCGGUCGCAGCGACAGCAAAUUCCACUCUAAAUGGUACUACCACUGGCGUUCCAUCCCCCGCUGCUGCUGCUACCACCAUUGCCACAACUCCGGCGGCGAGCGCGGCUGGAAGGUCAGGACCUGCUGGUCUCGUACUAGCCUUUGCUGCAGUUCAAGCUUUGCUGGCAAUGCUAUAG